Messenger RNA from Penicillium maclennaniae, 2103 nucleotides. Its product is annotated as Zn(II)2Cys6 transcription factor. Gene Ontology annotation, molecular function: zinc ion binding; DNA-binding transcription factor activity, RNA polymerase II-specific; transcription cis-regulatory region binding. NCBI's taxonomy places the organism in Eukaryota, Fungi, Ascomycota, Eurotiomycetes, Eurotiales, Aspergillaceae. Bases 1 to 2103 code for a protein of 700 amino acids. The transcript has 3 exons. Gene Ontology annotation, cellular component: nucleus. Gene Ontology annotation, biological process: positive regulation of transcription by RNA polymerase II. The record is from RefSeq and is a predicted model, not a curated record.
AUGGCCCAGUCAUAUCACCAGCCCCAGACAGCCCUAGCGGGCUUCCUGAAUUCAAUGCAGCAGGACUCGAGCAUGUCCGCAUACUCCCUCUUCGGCCCUUCCCAGUAUCCGGAAAGUGUUGCGUUCUGGCAUGAUCCCUCCCCAGCGCCAGCCCUAGCCAUCUCCGCCGCGUUAUUUCCGUCUAAGCAGCCCGCGCUGCUCCAACCCAUUCCGGAUGCAAAGAAACACAAGCGUACUCGAAGCGGCUGCUUCACCUGUCGUGCUCGCCGAAUCAAAUGCGAUGAAGGACGUCCCCUGUGCGAGCGUUGCCGGAAAGGAAAUCGGGAUUGUGUCUAUCCCUCGCCCGCAGCUCCCUCAAAGGGCACACGCGCUGGUGGUAAAUCGCGCGGUACCCGACCUCCAUCCCAGGGGAGUGACUCUUCUGGUAGAUUUGAGCAUGACGAAGUGAGCCCCUUGGAGCCCAUCAUUGACGAGGAGGAACCCGAUAAUGUCGGAUUUGGGUCGCAGCUGUCGCCGUCGAGCGGUGUUAGCCCUUCGCGGCCUGAUCUGCACAGAAAACAAAGCGGCCAGUCUUUGCAAAGACCCAGCAUGAAGCAGAUGUUGGAUGCUGGUACAUACGCCGGGGAUGCGAGCAGCUCCCCAUCAACUGAAGAAUCACGCUUUGAGUCGAGGAGCGUUCGGUCGCUGAGCAUCAGCCACUCUAUCAACGAACUUGUCAGCACGUCCCGGCUCUCAGAUGAUAUGCGUUUCUACUUGAAUUUCCAUCAAGAUUUCAUCUCCCAUGAACAUUUCUUUCUCAGAUCGGGCAGCGACCACUUCGUGCAUCACAGCAUCGUCGAACUUGCCCUGGGAUAUGAGCCUUUACUGUACGCCCUGGUGGGCUUCUCGGCCUAUCACCACACUCUACAAGUCCCGGGAGGAAAGCUCUAUACAUUUCUCAAAUAUUAUAAUAAAGCCCUUGUUCUUUUGCGGAAAUCACUGGGCUCUGGCGAGGAACAUACCGAGGCAACGUUGUGCACAGUUCUAAUGUUGACAACAUUUGAGGAAUACAUCGGCGACUGGGUGAACCUCAUCGACCAUCACUCAGCAGCGCACGCGCUGAUGCGAGAAUUGCUGACCCCGGAGACUUCCAACUUGAUCGAACUUCAUACGAAUAUCUUCCUCUGGUAUGCGCGUUUCGACGUGGUAGCAGGCAUUUUGGCCGGCACAGAAGCAAUCCUGAGCCGCGAUUGGUACAUGGUGAAGGAGCAAUAUGACGAGGAGCAAGCCGCUCUCUACCCGGACGACCCGCAGAAGCAGCUCGUGCUUGUUGCUUCGAUCAACCGACGCUUCGGCCUUGAUAUGGCUUCAUUAUACGCAAAACUUGCACGUGGCAUGAUCCCUAUGGACGAAUUCGCUGAGCAGAACAAUAAGCUGGGGCAAACUUUGGAAAGGGCGAAAGACAUCCUGAGACAGUUUGAUGAAUCCGAAGAUACCGUGUACUCCUACAUGAACAAGAAACCCCUCACGGAAGACGAUAUCGUUGACCCUUAUAUGCCUGGCGCUAUACACCAGGGUCCGCUGUGGGAUGCUAAUUACGCUUGGAUCGAUCUUCUCUCCACCGAUACAAUGUUCAAGUACCAAACCAUGCUCACUUUGCGGAAGCCGCUUCUUCCGGAACUGGCCCAGCUGGCAUUUGACCAAUGUCGCUUGAUUGAGACUAUUGACCGCUGGCCAGAUAGAGGGAAUGGGCACUGCAUCGGAUUUAAAAACAGCAUCGGCAUGGCGUCCAUGUUCCUUCCCAAAGACGAGAAACACCUAAUGUGGUCCCGGCGUAAGAUGGCGAUGAUGGAACAAAAUGGAUACAUCAUCGCCCCUCGAUUCCGCGACGCCCUUGCCGCCAUCUGGCAACUCCCCGAAGUCCAUCACUGGUGGCUUCCCAACGACGAAGGCUACACGGACAUUAUUCGCGAGAUCCGCUCCAUGUCAGAAGAACGGAUGAACCAGCCUCGCGAUAAGCACCGCGAGAACGUGCGGGAUAUGAAAGGGCUAUUUGGGAAGUUGAGCGUCGACGAUCAAGAGGAUGAUCAAAGCCCAGGGAGCAAUCACGGCACCAUUUCUUGA